Blastomyces gilchristii SLH14081 is the source of this 2931-nucleotide messenger RNA. Its product is annotated as DNA mismatch repair protein. The coding region runs from base 1 to 2931 and encodes 976 amino acids. Gene Ontology annotation, biological process: mismatch repair. Gene Ontology annotation, molecular function: ATP hydrolysis activity; ATP binding; ATP-dependent DNA damage sensor activity. The record is from RefSeq and is a predicted model, not a curated record. Gene Ontology annotation, cellular component: mismatch repair complex. The transcript has 3 exons. NCBI's taxonomy places the organism in Eukaryota, Fungi, Ascomycota, Eurotiomycetes, Onygenales, Ajellomycetaceae.
AUGGACGAGCGAAUUCAGUCCAUCCGACCUCUUCCCUCCGGGGUGGUCGCCAAGUUGAAGUCCUCAAUCGCCAUAUCAAAUCUCAAUGGAGUGGUCUUGGAACUUCUGAAGAAUUCGUUGGAUGCUAGAGCCCAAACCGUAUCGAUCAACGUAAACUUUCAAAGAGGUGGCUGCGCUGUGGAAGAUGACGGGCAAGGAAUAUUGCCUGCUGAGUUCAUGGAGGGGGGCAAUCUUGCCAAACUUCAUCAUACGUCUGGAUUCAACAGUCCACAUCAGGUGUAUGGCCGGAAAGGCGCAUUUCUUGCGUCUCUUGUGUCACUUGCUUUGGUUACAAUAACCUCUCACCACGAAUCUGCAUCAACGACAAAUACAGUGGUAUAUCACCAUGCAAAAUCGAUCUCCAGGCUAACACCCGCCCCAUUGCAACAUGAGCUCGAUUCGCGCGACCAUGGGACUAGAGUUACGGUUACGGACCUUUUCGGGAAUUUUCCUGUCCGCGUUAAGCAUCGAGCGUUAUCUCUGAGAACCAGUCAGGAUCUAGAUAGAGAAUGGGGCGACUUGAAACGCAUGCUUACAGCCAUACUUCUUGCUUUCCAGAAACCCGUAAAACUUGUGGUAUCAGAUGCAACGAAGACAAGGCAACUUGUUUUUCGAGCAAGUAGGUCGCAGUAUGAUAAAUCUUCUGGGCCGCUCGACUUGGGUCGAAUUCGUCGGAUUUUGAUGCAUGCUGGCUAUGUCAUGCCAGGGGAUUUUCAAUCUUGGGUUACUGCCUCUGCUCUGAUGUCGGGGAUUGAGAUUCAGUCUGCAAUAUCCCUCCAACCUGCUCCAACAAAGGAAGUCCAGUUCAUCUCCUUUGGAAUAAAUCCGAUAUUCUCUCAGUCUAAUAUGAACGUCUUGUAUAAGGAGGUCAAUAGAUUAUUCUCUCAUUCGAGAUUUGGAGUUAUUGAUGAUCCACCAGUUAUUACGGACGGACUAGGAGGACUUAAUCUGCAGGGUGACGACAAAACAAAUGAUCCGAAAGCGUCCAGCGGAAGAGAAAAAAGUAUUAACAGAUGGCCAAUGUUUUAUAUUCGAAUAGGGCUACAAGAAUGUGAUGAUGCUAUCGAUAAAACGGACGACCUUGCCGAACGUAACAACAGUCUCCAAUCAGUUUUAGAUGUUCUGGUAGCCAUGAUACGACAGUUUCUGGAAGAGUACCAUUUUCGACCUCGGUCAGGAACAGGUACCAAAAGGAGUCGCCAGCCUCAAUCUCCGACAAGCCCAGUAGAGCGUCAAGUUGUAAAGCGCCCCAAGAGCGCUGCCCCAGCGUUCCUUUCACCCCUUGCGUCUACUGGAAUUCACAAAGGUAGUGGGAACACCGAAGAACUAUUUAACACCUGUAUCAGACUUCCUCGUGCUGCCCACGCUCUAAACCCUGCGCACCCUAAGAACAAAGCUUUUGGAAGCUGGUCACGGAUUAAAAGCAGUCGCGAUAGCGGAUUUGACGAGAUAUGGUCUGGCUUGCCCCGCGGAAAAAGCCCUUUUAUCUCGAAUGCUUCCACGAAAAAUCAAGUAGAGCAUGAUAGAAGUUGCUCAUACUCGUCUUCUCCAACUCCUGAUCAAUCUGGUGAACUCUCAGAUAGCCACGAUGUCCGUCAUUUCGCGAAGCCUAGCAGCCCAGAUGACACUGGGGAUCUAGGCCUACAGGGCGUCGAAAAGGAACACAAUGAUGGAUCCCCAGACGAGGCUAUACGUUGGGUGGAUCCUAUCACGAGAACAGCAAUAUCAAUUAACAGCAGAACGGGCCAGACUAUUCUGAACCAAGGCCGGCCGUUUACCUCGUCUCGAGAUGGGAUUCAAAAGCCAGGGUCCUUUGAUCGCCAUAGUUGUUCAGGAAACUUGGUGUCACAUCCUAAUUUGUGGAUUGAUACAUUCCUUAAAGAAUGGAAUAAUCCAAUAUUCCAGCAAUCGGAGCAACCAGUCACAACGGCGUUUCAGGUUCUAGGUCUGCAUUCUGGCAGCUCAAGGAAACAUUUCCUGUCAGGAACUGGAGAUUUUGGGUUUAUGCCAUCUUCAUCUAGGUUCACUAGCCGGUUGACCAAACAAGGGCUUCAGAAUGCGCAAUUGAUCGCUCAAGUGGACAAUAAAUUUUUGCUUUUGAAACUGCCAGCUUCCAGUGAGGAAACCAACGCCGACCGCCAGCAAAACCUUGUUCUCGUGGACCAACAUGCUGCCGAUGAAAGAUGUCGAAUUGAGCAACUUUUUGUAGAGCUUUGCGGUACUGCAGCUACGACAUCAGAUCCAUCGUCAUUCUGUCAAAAUCGAGGAAAUACAUCGUCCUUACCGAAGCCAAUUUCAUUCCAGGUAUCGCCUCAGGAAGGUGAAUUGCUAAAAUCGCAUUCUGACUACUUUGAAUUUUGGGGCUGCUAUUAUACAUUGUCACCUAGUGAAAGAGAUUAUCACACGGUUACGAUCGACAAGGUUCCGACGCUUAUCGCGGAGCGCUGCAGAGUAGAGCCUAAGCUUGCCAUAGAUCUUCUUCGGAAUGAAAUUUGGGAACGAAAAGAUCAUGGAAGAAAAGAUCGGAAGCUUCCCCCCCAAACGCUAUGCUCUGGCAUCCCAGAAGCCGGUAAUUCUGAAAAAUCACCAAACGACGAAGUACAACCUACCAUUGCCCGCCACUCUUGGUUGGAGCUUAUUAGUGACUGCCCCAAGACUAUUAUUGACCUACUCAUCUCGCGCGCGUGUAGAAGCUCGAUCAUGUUCAACGACUGCCUGAGUCGGGUCGAAUGCGAAAAUCUAAUCUCUAGACUUGCGGUGUGUACCAAUGAAGCCCUCUCAGCUUUUGACUUUAUAUCUCGUUUUGGAAAUAAUUCUGGUAACGCCCCGGCAAUUAACUUGGAUUUGCCCUUCAUGGAAGCCUUCAAACGGUGGAACCCUGAUGCUACAUAG